Molecule: messenger RNA, 2612 nt
Organism: Salarias fasciatus (jewelled blenny)
Lineage: Eukaryota; Metazoa; Chordata; Actinopteri; Blenniiformes; Blenniidae
Product: protein-cysteine N-palmitoyltransferase HHAT-like protein
Biological process (GO): negative regulation of N-terminal protein palmitoylation
Cellular component (GO): endoplasmic reticulum
Molecular function (GO): acyltransferase activity
Source: RefSeq, a predicted model, not a curated record
CGCAGAAGCCCGUGUGUUUUGUGUGCAUGGAGCAGUGAAACAGUAAACCUGGAUUUGUAUGCAGGGCGCUUUGCUGGGGUCCCACACAGCCAUGGUUACAUCUUGGCACUCAACACUCCAACUCCUUUAACUUCAGCUCAAAGUGCGCCACAUGAACCUGGCGCACUCUACACACACACACACACACACAGCCGGGCGCAGGUGCCUUGGUAACCCGGACAGUCCAUCUGAUUUCUCCUUUGCAUGCACCAUUCUUGGUCAUUCCAGCCAGAGCUAAUUAUUGUGUGGAGCGAGUCCCCCGCGCCUCUCAGAUCGCAUAGCACUGCAGCUGCCGCCGCACGGCGCACCAACUGCAGCGGCUAUAAUAGGAAGGAGAGGCUUCCAGUACACAGAUUCGCCAUGGGGAUCAAGGCUGCCCUCCCCAGAUAUGAGCUGUAUCUCUACACAGCCGUACUCGGCCUGGCCUUGAUAUGGGCAGGCAGUUGGAUAUUUGAAGCUUCGAGUGACCAUGUAAACAGAAAGGCCUUCAAGGAAAGUGUAAAACCAGGAUGGCAUUACUUUGGCAGGAAAAUGGAUGUUGCGGACUUCGAAUGGGCCAUGUGGUUCUCUACAUUCCGCAAUCAUAUCCUUUUUGCUCUCACCGGUCAUGUCAUCUUUGCCAAGAUUUUUACCAUUGUAGCGCCAAAGAUUGGUAUAGAUGGAUGUAAGCACAGAUCCUUGAUCUUUGGUGUAUAUGGGGUGGCCGUCUUGGUCACGAUGGGCUGGACCUACAUGGCGUUGCUUCUGUCUCACUGCAUCAUCCUCUAUAGCGUCGCUCUGGUGAAAAAGAAGUGGUUGUGCUUCGCGGCAGGCCUGGGUACACUCGCCUCCAUCAAGCUGGAGCCCUAUAACUCCUGGCAGGAAGCCUUAGUGACGGGUUCCUUUGACCUCCAAGACAUCUUGUUCUAUGGAGGAUGUGGCUUCACCAUCAUGCGCUGCAUGAGUUUCGGUCUGGAAAACUGUGAGAAGAAGGACGGCAACUACACGUUUUCUGACCUGCUGAGAUACAAUUUCUACCUCCCGUUCUUCUUCUUUGGACCUAUCAUGACCUUCGAUCUAUAUCAUGCACAGGCGAACAACACUCAGCUGACCCGUAGGGAGAGAGAGAUGUGGAACAUCACCACCAAAGCCUUGUUGCAUCUGGGCAUCAUUCUCAUCGUGGAUGUCUUCUUCCACUAUCUCUACAUCUUGACAAUCCCAACCGACAUGAAGCUGGUAACCAAGCUCUCCGACUGGUGUCUCGCUGGACUGGCCUAUUCCAACCUGGUGUAUGACUGGGUGAAAGCUGCUGUGAUGUUCGGGGUCAUCAACACCGUGGCCACGCUGGACCACCUGGACCCUCCUCAGCCUCCCAAAUGCAUCACCAUGCUCUACGUCUUUGCUGAGACGCACUUCGACAGAGGCAUCAAUGACUGGCUGUGCAAGUAUGUGUACGACUACAUCGGUGAGGAUCACACCAAAAUCUUCAGAGAACUUCUGGCAACCAUCUGCACUUUCGCCGUCACCACCUUGUGGCUGGGCCCAUGCGACUUGGUUUAUCUCUGGUCCUUUUUCAACUGCUUCGGCCUCAACUUUGAGCUGUGGGUGGCCAAGCUCUUCUCCCUCCCACCGUUUUCCACCAUAGAGGGAGCGAUGGGUGAAGCCAUGUCACGCAGGAUCCGUGGCGUGUUCAACGCUGCCAACUUCUGGGCCAUUGUCCUCUACAAUGUUCUCUCCCUGAACAGCUUGGAGUUUGCCAAGAUGGUGGCCAGGAGACUGAUUGUCAAAGGUUUCCCGCUGUCCACCCUCUCUGUGUUGCUUGUGACCUACUGCGGCGUGCAGCUGGUGAAGGAGAGGGAGCGGCAGCAGGCCCUCCUGCAGGAGCCUGAGCCCGUGAAGCCAGUCGACGACGGAAAGGAGAAAGCGGAAUAACGAGGCAGAAAAACCCGAGUUUCACAGAGAUCACGUUCAGCAGGCCCACACAUGGUUCCAUCCUCGGCCUUGAGAACCGUAACAGAACCGGACCGAAACAGCCGGUCAGCUCAUAUCGUGUUCACGGAGGCGAAGCAAUGUAUUGAACUGUGAAAUGUCCUUAAGUGCACUUGCUGUAGAUAAUCGCCACGUGGUUUGGCACAAACUCACCGAUGGUGCAUUUUUGUAUUUGUCCAAACAUCUGAAGAAAAGAUUGUUUACCAUAUAAUUCGCCUGCCAACCGAAUGAUGACACAAAACCACAGUAUCUAUAGGAAUUCACAUUAUUGUUCAAGUACCAAAACUUUGUUUGAAGUGCUUGUAUCCUUGUUCACUUUUUGAUUUUCUCAAAUCAGGACAUUCUUUAUUGUUUUUAUUUUUUUUUAAUUUAGUUUUAGUAAAACUGUCUUAAGUUUACCAACAAUAGUCAAUCUUCACAAUUUCUGAUCAUAUGGAAAGCGUUACUGAUGCCGGGGAACUACAGAUGGAGUGCAAUAAAGAAAACACACAGGGUGCUGUGGAGAUGCUCCACAUAGCUUGCAGCUGAUUCUCAUGUUCUGAAGUUGCUGUACUGUCACAAAGCUAAACAAUGUAUGUGAUCGCUGAGAAUGUCGAAUUAUCUGA